Molecule: messenger RNA, 6192 nt
Organism: Protopterus annectens (West African lungfish)
Lineage: Eukaryota; Metazoa; Chordata; Ceratodontiformes; Protopteridae
Gene: SMARCC2
Product: SWI/SNF related, matrix associated, actin dependent regulator of chromatin subfamily c member 2
Exons: 29
Coding region: 33-3389 (1118 amino acids)
Biological process (GO): positive regulation of DNA-templated transcription
Cellular component (GO): nBAF complex; SWI/SNF complex; npBAF complex
Molecular function (GO): nucleosomal DNA binding; histone binding
Source: RefSeq, a predicted model, not a curated record
UCUCAGGGUUUCGCAACGAUAGGGGGUAAAAGAUGGCGGUGCGGAAGAAGGAUGGGGGGCCGAAUGUUAAGUUUUAUGAGUCGUCAGACACAGUGUCUCAGUUCGACAGCGUGCGCAUCUGGUUGGGAAAGAACUACAAAAAGUAUAUCCAAGCAGAACCACCUACCAAUAAAUCUCUGUCAAGUUUAGUAGUACAGUUGCUGCAGUUCCAGGAAGAAGUGUUUGGGAAACAUGUGAGCAACGCCCCUCUCACUAAAUUACCGAUGAAGUGCUUCCUAGAUUUUAAGAAUGGAGGAGCAUUGUGCCAUAUUUUAGCUUCUGCCUAUAAGUUCAAGAGUGAUCAAGGAUGGCGUCGUUUUGAUUUUCAGAACCCAUCUCGAAUGGAUCGCAAUGUCGAAAUGUUCAUGACUGUUGAAAAGUCAUUGGUUCAGGACAAUUGUUUUUCACGGCCAAAUAUUUGUCUGCAUCCUGAUAUUGAACCAAAACUUUUAAGCAAGCUUAAAGAUAUUGUCAAAAGGCAUCAGGGUACUGUCACAGAGGAUAAGGCCAUCGCUUCCCAUAUUGUUGUCCCUAGUCCCAGCAGUUUAGAAGAAGAAGAGUGGGUGCGCCCUGUGAUGAAGAGAGACAAACAGGUUCUGUUGCACUGGGGUUAUUUUCCAGACAGCUAUGAUACCUGGAUACCAGCCAGUGAAAUAGAGGCAGCUGUUGAAGACCCACCUAUUCUAGAGAAACCUAGAAAGGUUCAUGCAAAGUGGAUUUUGGAUACAGACACUUUCAAUGAAUGGAUGAAUGAAGAGGAUUAUGAAGUGAAUGAGGAAUGGAGACCUGUUUCCCGUCGGAAGAAAAUAUCUGCAAAAACACUGACAGAUGAAGUAAGCAGUCCUGAUUCAGAUCGGAAGGACAAGAAAGCUACCAACUUUAAGAAGCGAAAACGCUCUCCUUCACCAUCUACUACUCCAGACUCCAAAAAGAAGAAUGCCAAGAAAGGCCUUUCUACACCCUGUACCAAAUCAAAGCGUGGACAUCGGGAGGAGGAACAGGAGGACUUGACAAAGGAGAUGGAUGAACCCUCACCUGUCCCAAAUGUGGAAGAAGUCACUCUACCCAAAAGUGUGAAUACAAAGAAGGAUUCUGAAUCUGCUCCUGUGAAAGGUGGCAUCAUGACGGAGAUAGAUGAGCAAGAAGAAGAAAACCCAGAAACACCUGGAAAGACGGAGGAAGAAGAAGGCACAGCUGGAAACAAAGAACAGGUGAAGAACCCUGAUCCACAUGAGGAGAGUGCAACAGAGCAGACCCAUCACAUCAUUAUCCCCAGCUAUGCUGCUUGGUUUGACUAUAACAGUGUCCAUGCCAUUGAGAGGAGAGCUCUGCCAGAAUUCUUCAAUGGAAAGAACAAGUCCAAAACACCAGAAAUAUACUUAGCGUAUCGAAACUUUAUGAUCGACACGUACCGGCUGAAUCCACAGGAAUACUUGACUUCAACUGCAUGUCGCAGGAAUCUGGCAGGGGAUGUUUGUGCAAUUAUGAGGGUGCAUGCAUUUCUAGAACAGUGGGGUCUUAUCAAUUACCAAGUAGAUGUUGAAAGCCGUCCCACUCCAAUGGGACCUCCACCUACAUCACACUUUCAUGUCCUUGCUGACACGCCAUCUGGUCUAGUACCACUACAGCCCAAAACACCACAGACACCUGCUUCACAGCAAAUAUUAAAUUUUCCAGAAAAGACAAAAGAGAAAUCAAUAGAUUUGCAAAACUUUGGGCUACGCACUGACAUAUAUACAAAGAAGAAUACCACCUCCAAGAGCAAAGCAGCAGCCAAUGCUACAAGGGAGUGGACUGAACAGGAAACUCUUCUUUUGUUGGAGGCAUUGGAGAUGUACAAGGAUGAUUGGAACAAAGUCUCUGAGCAUGUGGGUAGUCGAACACAAGAUGAGUGCAUUUUACAUUUUCUUCGGCUACCCAUUGAAGAUCCAUAUUUGGAGGACUCUGAGGCAUCACUUGGCCAGCUAGCCUAUCAGCCUAUCCCCUUUAGUCAAUCUGGAAACCCUGUUAUGAGUACUGUGGCAUUCCUUGCUUCUGUUGUGGAUCCACGGGUAGCUUCAGCAGCUGCAAAAUCUGCACUAGAAGAGUUUUCAAGGAUGAAGGAAGAGGUUCCCACAGCUCUGGUUGAAGCCCACAUCCGAAAGGUUGAAGAUGCAGCUAAGGUGACAGGGAAGUCAGACCCAUCCUUUGGCUUGGAGAGCAGUGGAAUUGCGGGAACAGCACCAGAUGACACAGACAGAAUGGGAGAAUCUGGCAUCAGUGCAAGCCCCAAACAGCAUGGAAUGCAACCUUUGGAUGGAGGGGGUCUUUCCUGGAGAGAUUCACGCCAACCAGCAGAUGAAAGCAGUGAUGACAGCAGGUCAGACAUGCAGCAGGCUGAAGAAAAAAAGGAUCCAAAGGAUAUCCAAGAAGGAACGUCUGAGGAUGAACAUAAAGAAAAAUUGAUGGAGCCUUCCAGAAAAGAGGAGGAACAAAGAAAAGAGGGAGAAAGUGACAGAGAAGGAGAUAAAAGUGAUGUUGAAAUGGGUGAUGAAGAAAAGGAAAAAGAGCAGAAAGAGUGUACAGGUGAUGAUCAGAAGGAUGUUGAAGAUGAUGGAGAAAACAAUACAAAAGUGGAGAGAGACAUUGGAGAAGGAAACCUGGCUACUGCAGCUGCAGCAGCCUUAGCUGCAGCAGCUGUGAAAGCUAAGCAUCUUGCAGCAGUGGAGGAGCGUAAGAUUAAAUCUCUAGUUGCCUUACUUGUAGAGACCCAGAUGAAAAAGUUAGAAAUUAAGCUGCGACACUUUGAGGAGCUGGAGGCCAUUAUGGAUCGUGAAAGAGAGGCACUGGAGUAUCAGAGGCAGCAGCUGCUUGCAGACAGACAAGCUUUCCACAUGGAGCAACUAAAGUAUGCAGAAAUGAGAGCCCGUCAACAGCAUUUUCAGCAAAUGCAUAGUCAACAGCAACAGCCUCCUCUCCCUUCAUCUGCCCCUGCCACACAGCAAAUGGGAGGACCUCCAGUACAAUUUUCUCAUUCAGGAACAGCGUCUGGGUCACAAACAUCAAUGACCAACAUAAACACUGCCUCUCCGGCCCCAAGUGGGCCACAGAGUAGCACUGCACAGAGUCCUGGGGAACAGUCACAGCAGCAAGGAGGAUCAUCACAGGCCUUAAUGCAACAGCAGUGUCAGCCACCAGUAGCCCCACACAGUCAGGCAUCAUAUCCUAGUCAGCAGACUCCUAAUGCGGUGACAUCAGGGAAUGUGCCAGUGGGCAUUCACCCCAACACAUCUGAUCAGGGGACCACAUUACCAGCAGAUACUCUCUCUCCAGUCCCAGCAGCAGUGACCCCAGUGCCUACACCGCAGUGAGUGAAGUAGAAACAUGGACUGACGAUGCAAGACUUGUACUUUUCCAGCUUAGAUCACACCAUUAUUUUCCAAAUCUUGGAGACCUGGUUUGAAAAGGUUAUGCUGAAAAAACAAGGGUUGGGGUGCAUUUGUCACCAUGGGUCCAAUCCAGAUAUUUGAAACUUUAAAUUUUGUGGAGAAUUGUGGUCAUCUUUAUUUCAAAAAGGUGCAGUAUAUUUUAACAUUUGCCUGUGACUCCUACCGUGGAAUACGCCUGCAUCUUGGUUCAGAAAGUUAUGCUUUGUUGCAUAUAACAUUGAAGUGGCAUUAAUACUGCAACAGUUUGGCGAUAGCAGGGGGCCAAAAUAUCUUCAGUAUUUUGAUAGCUGUUGUACUUUUGACAGAUACUCAGCAGCCUAAGGUAAUAUAUUUUUCUCUGUAUGGAAGAAUUUGCCUUUUUAAUAGCAAUUAUAAACCAUUACUUUUGUUGUGCUAUAAUGGUGAGUGGUGAACAGAUACUCUCAGAGAAUUAAAUAAUUCAGUCCCUAUGCAGUACAGCUGCUGUAUCUGUGUAGUUCUUUGUAGAGAAAAUGGUGAUAUUUAGAAGCCCUCUUCACAAAUGCCUAAAAACCUAACAGAUCCACUUUGGCCUCCAGUAAGUGGACUAGGAAGGAUGCCAUACUAGGAAGUUGCCUCAUGCUUUGUGCAUCACAAAGCAGGGUUACAUAGUUUCUUUGUCAUUGUCAGACAUUAGUUUGUGUUAAGAGAAGUACUUAUAAUGCAUUGACAGUUUUAGGCAUGUAAAGCCAACUUUGAAAAGAUUAAAUUAUUUGUAUUAAGGCUUCUCGAAGUUGCGUUAUAGGAGUAUGCGGUUGUUAGUGAAUGUUAUUUAAAGAGCAUCUGGGUUUAGAUGCUAGAAUAUUUUACUCUAUUUUUAAAAUCUUCCAAUGAAUGACUAUUUUGUUUUAAAACUGUGAGGGGUUAGAAAUCGGAAUACGAAAUAUACUUCUCACUAUAUAAAAAUAAAUUUUCUCCACAUGUUAAAAGGUAUCUUCAAAUCUGACUUAAGCUCCAUUUACAUUUUUACUUUGCGUUUCUGUUGGUGUGGAUUGGUGAGUUGUUGGGGCUCCUGCCCAUAAGGGAUUUAAAUGGUAUAGUUUAGAGGAUGUAUUUUAGCUCAUUGGACAAACUCAUCAUUUUGCACAUAAGCAUAUUUGUCACAUCUGGUUUGUGUGCAGAAUCAGGCUUGAUUUUACCUUUGCCAGAUUUAAAUUAGUGGCAUGCUUCUGUUAGGACAUGAAAUGUCCUAAUUGAGACUGCAAACAUAUUAAAAUAGACUCAUAUGUUGGUUGCUAUCCUACUGACCCACUUUUGCCUGCAGCCAGAGCAAAUUAUUUCAUUACUGUUCCACAUUUCUAGACCAAUAAGUGUGGAUAUGUAUGAAUGAUAGUUGACUUUUCUCAUCCUUUUUUUUUGGAAAUCUGAUGAGGGUCUUAGCCCCCUGGGAUGAGACUGCAAGCAAGUCAGCAAACAUUACUGACCUUGUUAAUGGCACACAGCUACUGCUAAUGCAUUUUAGUCUGCUGCUUUGUAUACAUACCUUGCAUUUUCCUUUGGGACAGAUACCCAGUAGUUUACUAUUGUCCAGAAAUAUAUGCAGGUAAAUAUACACACUUGUUAAUUUGCAUGGAAAUGUGAUCUUGUAUUUCCUGUCCAGUUUUAUGGCUGAAGCAGUAGCCUGGGUCCAAUUGAAUUGUUUGUGGUCAUAAAUUUCUCUUGUUUCCAAGAACUGCUGUUUUGUUUUGUUUAGGGCCUUGUAAUCAUUAUUGCUGGUAUAGUCUCCUACUCACAGUGCUGUAUGUUUCUGCAACAGAUUUUUGUCAUUGUGGAAAUUAUCUUAGGUUUAUUAGUCAGCACUGGUUAAGCAUGAGGUGGGUAGGCUAAUUUUUUAUAAGUGACAGGGAAUUUCAAUUGGCAUUUUUGGCAGUGUUACUGUGAUGUGAGCAGUAUUAUUCAUACCCUGUGGUACUGUGGCACCCAGUUACAUAUUUCCUCACAGAGUUCUGCGUUAUCUUGAGUAGUGUGCUUUGGACUGAUUACAGCCUACUAUAUAUGGUACACAUCAUUUCAUAGUUUGUUGAGCAGACCAUUUUUCUGCAGCCUGCUGUUAUGUGGCCAGUUGUUUGCCAUACUGUAAGGUUAAGUGGCUGUUGCAAGAGUUUAUAAUUACAAUACAGUGCCCACAUGUCUCAUAAGUAGUGCACAGAACACCUGGAAGUGAAUAAGUAUUUGUUUGCAACUUAAUGGUUGAAGUAGCAGAGGACCCUCUGAUGGUGACAUAGUAAACUUGAAAAUGUUUUUGCAGUCUUAGUUUAUGGAAAUGUUCAUGCUACAAUAUCGGAUGUAAAUAAUCUGAAUAUAUUACCAGGAUGUUCUUUAAAGUAUCAAUAUGUGUUGGUAUGAAUCUCUUGUCAGUUUAGACAUGCUUUUUUUGUUUUUCUAAAUGGUGAUGCAUCAGUAUCUCAGAAAUGUGUGUAACUAGACCUUAAGUCUUUGGAUUCCCAGGAUUCUGGUCAUAGUCAUUUUUGUUCUGGAUUUUAGCCUGUAGUCUGGAUGGACAGAUUUAUAGUUUUUUUGUUAUUUCAUUGUAAAUGAAACACCUGAAAAUACAUCAAGAUCAGCUGUCUGAAAUUCCCCCUUUCCCCAAAAAAUAUUUUACAAAAGUAGAUUUUAGACUGUAUACAUUUUGCUUUAAAUGAACAUGCUCCCUUUGAUGAUGGGUUUUGAAAACAAAAUGAAAUACUGUAUUAAAAUAUGUCAGUUA